AUGGCCGACCUGAGGACAUCCUCACCAAAUCUACUACAGAUUCCAUUCAUGGGUUGUUCUGCAAUAAGUACCCGCCUUAUAAAUGCAAAGAAAAAAAAAGUGUAUUGAGAUACAGGUGAUCGUGUCAGAGGGGGUCGCCCUUUUUGAGUUCUGACAGACAAGCCAAAAUUUCUUUUCUGUAAUUGUGAAUUCUUUUUGUAAGACAUUAAGUAAGAUUAAUAGUUAUUCAGUUGAAACGUGAAGCAAGAUUUUCGGGUGAACAUGAGGUCUGAGUGAUGCAAGUUGUGUAGUGUGAAUAUCACGGGACGGACUGGAGAAUUGGUGGUUAAUUCGUGCUAAGUGAUCGUGUUGUGAUGCUCCGUAGUGAUAUUUCAUGUUAAAUGAUCAUAUGCCUAUGUUCCAUCAACUGUACAUCGUGUUAAAUGAUCAUACGUCGAUGUUCCACCACUCAACUUCAUGCUGAAGAUUGUGACUUCGAUGUUCCGCCAAGAAAGUAACAGCAUCCAGGUCCAGGUGCAUCAUCCUCAAUCCUUUGUGACUUCGAUGUCCCACCAAGAAAGUAACAGCAUCCAGGCCCAGGUACAUCAUCCUCAAUCCUUUGUGUCUUCGAUGUCCCACCAAGAAGGUAACAGCAUCCAGGUCCAGGUACAUCAUCCUCAAUCCUUUGUGACUUCGAUGUCCCACCAAGAAGGUAACAGCAUCCAGGCCCAGGUACAUCAUCCUCAAUCCUUUGUGACUUCGAUGUCCCACCAAGAAGGUAACAGCAUCCAGGCCAAGGUACAUCAUCCUCAUUCCUUUGCGAGGUACAAUCAGGCUGACAUCGCUAACCACAAGAGAAUCAAAGCUUACAAAACCAAUUCUCGUUCACCCGAAGAACGUUCAGUGAUGACAGAACGUAAAGACCACAAGACCAGUGGUCUGUCAGCCACCAACGGGAAACCAGACAUCCAGGUUGCUGAAGCUGCGGACAUCCCUUCCCACAAGACCACUAUGAACUGGCCUCCUGCCGGAAUUUCAUUUGCAUACACCUGCGACAGGUGUAGCCUGGUGGUGUGGAGACAGGUGUGGGUGAUGCUGGUGUGGCUGCUGCUGUUACCCAAAUUAACUCUGGCUGAUGAGGACUGUCAUCCCUGGCUGUCAACAACACAACAGAACCUGACAGUAACUACUGUCGACAAGCAAGACUGA
Molecule: messenger RNA, 1188 nt
Organism: Cherax quadricarinatus
Lineage: Eukaryota; Metazoa; Arthropoda; Malacostraca; Decapoda; Parastacidae
Source: RefSeq, a predicted model, not a curated record